Messenger RNA from Mus pahari (shrew mouse), 1692 nucleotides. It is a transcript of the gene Drc10, whose product is annotated as IQ motif containing D. NCBI's taxonomy places the organism in Eukaryota, Metazoa, Chordata, Mammalia, Rodentia, Muridae. The transcript is spliced from 5 exons. Gene Ontology annotation, molecular function: protein binding. The record is from RefSeq and is a predicted model, not a curated record. The coding region runs from base 164 to 1552 and encodes 462 amino acids.
CCAGCCUCCGUCUCCAGGGAAUUCUGGGAGUUUUGAUUGAUGCCCGGGAGAACUCUGCGGACACCGUGGAAAAGGUUACUGGAGGCUGCAAAUCCAGGAGGGACUUGAGUUGGCGGCUGCCUCAGUACCAGGUUAUAGCGAGGCAAAGGCAGCCUCUCCAGAGAUGGCCUUGGACCAGGUCAGCAUACCCCCUUCCUACCACAGACUGGCCAUCCAAAGAAUCCCACUGAGGACAGGGAUAGUCCCGGCGGAGCCGAUGAAGACCUUAGUCCCAUCCAAAUCCAAGCUCAGCACCUUCGAGGCCAAGAGGAUCAUGUCGGUCCUGGAUGAGGCCAUACACAAGGUGGAGCUGAUUACCCUGAUGUCCUACCUGGAGUCCCACCCGGAGGCUCUGGAGGACGCCUUGCCCGAGGACUUCGUGAGAGCCCUGAAAGAGCACUUGGACAUUGGCCAGACCCUGGUGGAGAGGGCCAGCAUCCUGCAGAGGAGACACAAGAAGCUGGAGGAAGAGGAAGAAGCCGAGGAAACCUGGAACCAGGAACGCCUGCUGUCCCUAGAGCUGCACAGGGUGGGCCUGCUGUCCCUGGCACACCAGUUCCGAGACUCCACCAAGAGUGUCCUGAGGCUCGUGCUGGGCGAGCCUCAGUUCACCAGGCUGCUACAGGUACAGGCGCCAGGCAGAAGCCCGGGGGCCCAGUGCCUCCUCAACGGCCUGGUGGAGCUUCGUGGCUUCCUCUUUGAGAAGCUUCUCACCAGCCCCAUGGAAGUCAGAGAGAAGAGCCAAUUCAUACAGGACAUCAGCCGGAGGAGCAAGAGGAACCAGGAGGUCAUCGAUGGCCUCCAGGCUGAGCUGGCCAAUGUGCUGAAGAACAAAGAAUCAGAGGUGGAGAAGGAGAACUUUGUGAUCCAGGAACUGAAGAAUCAUCUGCACCAGGUGUUCAAGUUUUCAGAGAACAGCCUCCUCCGCACGAAGCAGGAGGCCGAGAAGCAGCAGAAGGUGGAUUUCCGGGCCUCCCAGGUCAGGCUGGCCAAGACGCAGCAAGACAUCCUGGCGCUUCGGGCACAGUACUACAACCUGGUCAUGGAGAACCGGGAGGCGGAGCAGGCGCUGAGGAAGAAAAAAUACAAAGUGGAGACAGAAGUCGAGAACUGGAUCCAGAAAUAUGACAUGGAGAUGGGCGAGAAGCAGGACGAAUACGAGGACCUGGAGAGCAUCCACAAGGAGGAGAAGCUGCAGCUGGAGGAGCUGAGGGAGAGGCACGCGGUGCUGGUGGAGGAGUUCUCCCAGAUCCGCGCCGAGAGCGAGAUCAAUUCCAAGAAACGGGUGGAGGCUGAGCGCGAGAUGGUGCGCAUGGUGAGAGCCGCCACGCUCAUCCAGGCGGUGUGGAAGGGCUACCUGGUGCGCUCCAUACUCAGGUCCAAGAAGAAGAAGCGGAGCAAGGGGAAGGGCAAAGACAAGGGGAAGGGCAAGGAGAAGCCCAAGGAGAAGCCCAAGGAAGAGAAGGCCAAGGAGAAGAAACCCAAGGCUAAGGGCAAAGGCAAGAAGAAGUGACCACAUCCUGGUCCGGCCCCGCCCCUGCCCAACUUCAACCACGCCCUACCGGGUCCCAACCGUGCCCCUGUUCUGUCCCAGCCCUUCCACUCCCGGCUUUAAUGGUGGCUAAAUUAAACAGACAAACAACAAAACCCACU